AUGCAGCUGCGGACUUGGGCUGGUUUGGUUCUGACCGUCUUCGCUGUGUGGAGCUGCCAGCAAACCAACGGAGAAAUUUGUCCGAGUAAAGACAUCAGGAACAAUGUGACCAACCUGCGUUCCCUGGAGAACUGCACGGUGAUCGAGGGCCACCUGAAGAUCCUCCUGAUGUUCACCACGAAGCCGGAGGACUUCCGCGGCCUGAGCUUCCCCAAGCUGACCGUGGUGACGGACUAUCUGCUGCUCUUCCGGGUUUACGGCCUGGAGAGCCUCAGCAGCCUCUUCCCAAACCUGACGGUGAUCCGGGGGAACAACCUGUUCUUCAACUACGCGCUGGUGCUGUUCGAGAUGCUCCAGCUGAAGGAGAUGGGCCUGCACAGCCUGAUGAACAUCACCCGUGGCGCCGUGCGAGUGGAGAAGAACCCGGACCUCUGCUACCUCUCCACCCUCGACUGGUCCAAAAUCCUCGACUCCGUGGAGGACAACUACAUCGUGGCCAAUAAGAACGACGGAGAGUGCGGGGACGUGUGUCCCGGCAUGGCUAAAGGCAAGACCACCUGCCCUCAGACCACCAUCAACGGACACUUCAGCGAGCGCUGCUGGACGCAGAAGCACUGCCAGAGAAUGUGUCCGUCCUCCUGUAAGCACCGCGCCUGCACCAAGGAUAACCAGUGCUGCCACGAUCAGUGCCUGGGCGGCUGUGUGGAGCCGAACUCUCCCAGCAAAUGCGUGGCCUGCAGGAACUUCCUCCACCAGGGGGUGUGUGUGGAGAGGUGCCCCCCGGGGUUCUACACCUUCAAAGGCUGGAGAUGUGUGGACUUCGCCUUCUGCCAGGCUCUGCACAACAAGUGCAAGCAGGGCAAGCAGGGCAAAGGCGGCGAGUGCCACGAGUACGUCAUCCACCAGGGGGCGUGCAUUCCUGAGUGCCCAUCAGGGUACACCACCAUCAACUCCACCACGUUGAACUGCACUCCCUGUGCGGGUUUGUGUCCUAAAGUGUGUAUGGGGCUGAAGACGGUGGACUCGGUGACGGCGGCGCAGGCGCUCAGAGGCUGCACGGUGCUGAACGGCAGCCUGGUCAUCAACAUCAGAGGAGGAAAUAACAUCGCGGCGGAGCUGGAGGCUAACCUGGGUCAGCUGGAGGAGAUAACAGGCUAUCUGACUGUGCGCCGCUCGUACGCCCUCGUCUCCCUCUCUUUCCUCCGCAAGCUCAGACUCAUCCGCGGAGAGACGCAGGAAGUCGGGAACUACUCGUUCUACGCCCUGGAUAACCAGAAUCUGCGGCAGCUCUGGGAUUGGUCCAAACACAACCUGACCAUCCUGCAGGGCCGCAUGUUCUUCCACCACAACUCCAAACUCUGCAUGGCCGAAAUACGCAAGAUGGAGGACGUCACAGGGACCAAACACCGCCAGGUCAAGAACGACAUCGCCUCCAAAACCAACGGAGACCAGGCGUCCUGUGAGAGCCAGGCGCUGAAGUUCACGACGAUCCGCACACUGUCCGACAAAAUCAUCAUCAAAUGGGAGCCGUUCUGGCCUCCAGACUUCAGAGACCUGCUGGGCUUCAUGGUCAUGUACAAAGAGGCGCCCUACAGAAACGUGACGGAGUUUGACGGGCAGGACGCCUGCGGCUCUAACAGCUGGGUGAUCGCGGACGUGGACCCGCCGCUCAGAGCCACGGAAGGUAAAGAGCAGCAGGAGCCGGGAUACCUCAUCCUGGGCCUCAAGCCCUGGACGCAGUACGCCAUCAUGGUGAAAACACAGCUCUCCGCUUCAGACGAACACCAGGUCCACGGAGCCAAGAGCGAAAUCAUCUACGUCCGCACUGACGCCACCAAGCCGUCGGUGCCGCUGGAUCCGAUCUCCUCCUCUAACUCCUCCUCUCAGAUCAUCCUGAAGUGGAAGCCGCCCAACGACCCCAACGGGAACAUCACUCACUACCUGGUGUACUGCCAGCAGCAGCCCGAGGCCAGCGAGCUCUACAAGUUCGACUACUGUCAGAAAGGUAUGAAGCUACCGUCUCGAGCUCCGACGCAGGUGGACAGUGGCGAGGAGCAGAAGUGGAAUCAGACGGAGGAGCAUGGUCAGGGGGGGCGCUGCUGUGCCUGUCCCAAAACAGAGAAACAGCUGAAGAAGGAGGCUGAGGAGACAGAGUACCGUAAAACCUUCGAGAAUUACCUGCACAACGAGGUGUUCAGGAUCAGGCCAUCUCGGCAACGCAGGUCCCUCGUGGGUGUGGCUAACAGGACGACCUCUGACCUUCUGACCACGCCUUUCGUCCCUCCCAACACCUCGGCCACGCCCAGCCCAGAGGAGGAGGCGGAGGCUAACAAGAUCAUUCAGUACGUCUACGCAAAAGAGUCCACGGUCAUCUCCAACCUCAGACACUUCACCAGCUACCAGAUCGAGGUCCACGCCUGCAACCACCUGACCGAACCCACCCGCUGCAGCAUGGCUGCAUACGUCAGCGCCCGCACCAUGCCUGAGGAUCAUGCCGAUGACAUCGUGGGACCGGUCACCUUCGAAGUCGUGGAUUAUUCGGUCCAUAUCAGGUGGAUGGAGCCAAAAGCACCAAACGGCAUGAUCAUCCUGUACGAGGUCAACUACAAGAGGCUGGGAGACACAGAGGAGCUGCAUCACUGCGUGUCCAGAAAGAGCUACAUCAGUGACAGCGGCUGUAAGCUGAGAGUGGUGCAUCCUGGGAAUUACACGGUGCGGGUUCGAGCCACUUCGCUGGCGGGGAACGGAUCCUGGACGGAACCCACACACUUCUAUGUGCAGGACCCCCGUGUGGACCCGUCCAACAUGCUGAAGAUUGUGAUUGCCCCGGUCAUCUGCAUCGUCCUGCUGCUGCUGAUGGGAUUGGGCGGCUUCAUCAUGUUCAAGAAGAAGCAAACUGAAGGGCCGACGGGACGCCUGUACACCUCACCCAACCCGGAGUACCUCAGUCCAGACGAAGUCUACGAGCCGGACGAGUGGGAGGUUCCUCGGGAGAAGAUCAGUCUGCUGCGUGAGCUCGGUCAGGGCUCCUUUGGCAUGGUGUACGAAGGUAUAGCGAAGGACAUCGUGAAGGGAGAGUCGCAGACCCGCGUGGCCGUCAAAACCGUCAACGAAUCGGCCAGUCUGAGGGAGCGCAUCGAGUUCCUCAACGAGGCCUCCGUCAUGAAGGCCUUCAGCUGCCACCAUGUGGUGAGGCUGCUGGGCGUGGUCUCUAAAGGCCAGCCGACACUGGUGGUGAUGGAGCUGAUGACCCAUGGAGACCUGAAGAGCUACCUGCGCUCCCUCAGGCCGGACGCUGAGAAUAACCCCGGCCGGCCGCCCCCCACGCUGAAGGAGAUGAUCCAGAUGGCGGCGGAGAUCGCAGAUGGCAUGGCCUACCUGAACGCUAAGAAGUUCGUACACAGAGACCUGGCGGCCAGGAACUGCAUGGUGGCCGAGGAUUUCACCGUAAAGAUCGGAGACUUCGGCAUGACUCGAGACAUCUACGAGACGGAUUACUACAGGAAGGGGGGGAAGGGUCUGCUUCCGGUCAGAUGGAUGGCCCCGGAGUCGCUGAAGGACGGAGUCUUUACUGCCCACUCGGACUGCUGGUCGUUCGGCGUGGUCCUGUGGGAGAUCAGCACGUUAGCUGAGCAGCCAUAUCAGGGUCUGUCCAACGAGCAGGUGCUGAAGUUCGUGAUGGACGGUGGAUACCUGGACCGGCCGGACAACUGCGCUGACCGACUACACAACCUGAUGCAGAUGUGUUGGCACUACAACCCCAAGAUGCGUCCCACCUUCCAGGAGAUCAUCGAGAUGCUGAAGGAGGAGCUGCACCCGUCCUUCCAGGAGGUCUCCUUCUUCUACAGCGAGGAGAACAAGCCCCCGGAGAGCGAGGACUUCGACAUGGACAUGGAGAACAUGGAGAGCAUCCCUCUGGACCCUUCGUCCUACUCCCAGCGCGAGGGUAGCGCCGACGGGGACGAGGGGUCCGCCGUGGGCCUGAGGGGCAGCUACGACCAGCACGUGCCCUACACGCACAUGAACGGCGGAAAGAAAAACGGACGCAUUUUAUCCCUCCCCCGCUCCAGUCCCUCUUAACGCGGACCCCCGCGUGCCCCCUCCUCCCGCCAGACAAGCUACGCUAGAUUCAUUCGUUCUUUUAUACGGUCACUUUUAUCACACUAGCUCCACGGUGCCCUCAGACAGACAGCGAGACACUCAGGACUUUCAUUUUCCAUUUUUCUCCGCUGCCACACGAGUACCACAGUGCAGGGUGCCACCGACUCAUUUCUCCUUUUGUAUUUAAAGAAGACGACGAAGGAAAGUGCACAACGUCAUCUGCUCCUCUGUUUUAAAUGUUGCCAAGUUUCCAGAACUAAAUGGAACAAACUGUGAAUCUGAACCUCAGACAACCAGACGGCUGCUUAUGAACCCCCUCCAGACUCUUCCCUCUCCUCCAGCUGCGGCUUUUCCUCCAAAAAAAACGAAAGAGAAGACGAGGAAGACGGAAAGAAAAGUGGCCUUAUCGUAUUUGUGGCCUAUGUCGAGGUCUUUUGUAUUGAAGGUGGACGUCCUAGAACAAACUGCUUUGGGCUACAGGAGCCUCCACUUCUCUCUCUCUCUGUCUGUCUGUCUGUCUGUCUGUCUGUCUGUCUGUCUAUCUAUCUAUCUAUCUGUUUCUCUCUCUCUUCAGUAUUUCAGAUCACACAGAGAAUGGGCCGAUAUACGGACUUUAUUUUCUUAUUUAUUUUUGUUUCUUGUUUUUUCUGAAACAUUUACAGCUGAAGGAUAUCAAACCCGUAUUUUCAGGACAUUUGGACACAAACAGUUCCUCAGAUUGACCAGUAGUUGCUGCUUUGAUAUAUUUUAGUAGAUAUAGAUGAUGAGAAAAAAGUAUAUAUGAAUAUAUUAUUGAUGUUUUUUGUUUUUUUUUGUUUUUUGUACAUAGUGGACAUGUCGUCGUUGAAGAGCUAUUGCCGGUUGUAGAAAUGUUUUUACAUGUUUAUUUUUUUUUCUUUGUCUGUCUGUGAGCUUUAUUUUUUUCUAAUUCAGAAAUCGUACUAAUCCCGUUCUGAAGCUCUGAGCCGCUCGCUCAGGUGGAAGUAUUCUAGACGGCUUCGGAUGUCAACACUUGAUAUCGAUUGAAAUUACUGCUGUUAAUAAAGCAGCGAGGUGCAUUCGAGACGAGAGCA
Colossoma macropomum (tambaqui) is the source of this 5174-nucleotide messenger RNA. RefSeq names its product insulin receptor a (gene insra). The transcript has 21 exons. NCBI's taxonomy places the organism in Eukaryota, Metazoa, Chordata, Actinopteri, Characiformes, Serrasalmidae. Bases 1 to 4080 code for a protein of 1359 amino acids. Gene Ontology annotation, biological process: protein autophosphorylation; glucose homeostasis; positive regulation of MAPK cascade. Gene Ontology annotation, molecular function: ATP binding; phosphatidylinositol 3-kinase binding; insulin receptor substrate binding. The record is from RefSeq and is a predicted model, not a curated record. Gene Ontology annotation, cellular component: membrane; axon; insulin receptor complex.